AUGUCGGAGCGCAAGGCGGUCAUCAAGAACGCCGACAUGUCGGAGGAUAUGCAGGUUGAGGCUGUUGACUGCGCAACUCAGGCCAUUGAAAAAUACAAUAUAGAGAAGGACAUCGCGGCAUUCAUCAAGAAGGAAUUCGACAAGAAGUUCAACCCCACGUGGCAUUGCGUGGUGGGAAGGAACUUCGGUGAGUGGCGAGGAAAUGGGUGUGGCUUCCCGGAUCCAACAAACACACACCAGUUAUAG
This is a messenger RNA of Ostreobium quekettii, 246 nucleotides long. The record is from the annotation of a GenBank genome assembly. Lineage: Eukaryota; Viridiplantae; Chlorophyta; Ulvophyceae; Bryopsidales; Ostreobiaceae.